This is a messenger RNA of Suncus etruscus (white-toothed pygmy shrew), 992 nucleotides long. It is a transcript of the gene RNF141, whose product is annotated as ring finger protein 141. Gene Ontology annotation, molecular function: ubiquitin-protein transferase activity. Lineage: Eukaryota; Metazoa; Chordata; Mammalia; Eulipotyphla; Soricidae. Bases 83 to 817 code for a protein of 244 amino acids. The transcript is spliced from 6 exons. Gene Ontology annotation, biological process: protein autoubiquitination. The record is from RefSeq and is a predicted model, not a curated record.
GCUGCCGCUUGCGGGUCUAAGCCACAGGGCUGGGGCGGGGCUUUCGCUUCCGGAAGCGCCAUGCCUUGAACCCGGAAACUAUAUGAAACAAAACUUUCUGGAAUUCAAAAGCCACCGUUUCAUCAUGGGACAGCAAAUUUCGGAUCAGACACCGUUGGUUCUUAACAAAUUACCUGAAAAAGUAGCAAAACAUGUUAUAUUGGUUCGAGAGAGUGGCACCUUGACUUAUGAAGAAUUUCUUGGGAGAGUUGCUGAACUUAAUGAUGUAAUUGCUAAAGUAGCUUCUGGCCAAGAAAAACAUCUUCUCUUUGAGGUACAACCUGGUUCUGAUACCUCUGCCUUUUGGAAAGUGGCUGUACGGGUGGUUUGUACCAAGAUUAAUAAAAGUAGUGGCAUUGUGGAAGCAUCAAGGAUCAUGAAUUUGUACCAAUUUAUUCAACUUUAUAGAGAUAUAACAAGUCAGGCUGCAGGAGUCUUGGCACAGACAUCUGCUUCCGAAAACCUUGAUGAAAAUUCAUCCUCUGUGAAGUCUUGUCAGGCUAGUCUUUGGAUGGGAAGGGUAAAGCAGCUGACUGACGAAGAGGAGUGCUGUAUUUGUAUGGAUGGCCGAGCUGACCUCAUCCUGCCUUGUGCUCACAGCUUUUGUCAGAAGUGUAUUGAUAAAUGGAGUGAUCAGCACAGGAAUUGCCCUAUUUGUCGUCUACAAAUGAGUGGAACAAAUGAAUCCUGGGUGGUGUCAGAUGCACCCACAGAAGACGAUAUGGCUAACUAUAUUCUUAACAUGGCUGAUGAGGCAGGCCAGCCCCAUAGGCCAUGACCUUCAAGACAAGAAACUUUUUUUCAUAGAAGAAUACGGGCUUUUGUAGAAACACAGACACAGAGAAGUCAAUUUAUCCCCACCUUUUAUUUUUGCAAUUUUGGCAAUUUGUUCCAUUUCUUUUGAUAAACUUUACAUGUUUUCCAUUUAUGGCAAAUUAAAAAUUACUACUGUC